Molecule: messenger RNA, 2190 nt
Organism: Aspergillus steynii IBT 23096
Lineage: Eukaryota; Fungi; Ascomycota; Eurotiomycetes; Eurotiales; Aspergillaceae
Exons: 3
Coding region: 103-1884 (593 amino acids)
Source: RefSeq, a predicted model, not a curated record
CCCCCCCCCCCCCCCCCCCCUCCUUCGUCCGACUGCUCUCGCGUUUGUUUUGGGUCGUCAUCACACAAGCGGACCUCCGUUCUAUCCUUGCUGCUACGCGUCAUGCCAUGCUUCAAGGGUCUCGCCGUGAGUAUACACACUCCGGAUGGCCCGAUUUCCGAGUAUUCGAUCCAACGCCAGUCCCGGGCCUCUCGCAUAGCGUGCUUCAUUCCCGUGCCACCUCCCAAACUCCCUGACUCCGCCACCGGCAAACCCGAACAAUCGACCUUUGCCAUUUCGAUCACGCUCCUGAAUCCCGGCCAAGAUGUGCCCUACUCCUGCCCGAGGCCGACGCUCGAUAACCCCACGCCCAAACCCAAGAUUGUCGGAGGGCUGCCAGGCCAAACGGAAGAGCGGGGACAAUACACCAGCAUGGUUGCUCCGUACCAGGCGCUGACCAACUCGCCCAACGAGACGGUCGCCGCCUACAUCUACUUCGACGGACGGCAAAAGGAGGAGGUGGCCACGCUCCUCCGACGGGGGGAGGAGACAUGGGUCAACUCUCGAUGGGUUAGCGUUCCCGACUCGGAGGGAGGUGGUCUGGCCGAGCGAGAAUUCCUCUUCCGCGAAGUCGGACUGGAGAGGUGGCUCAAGGGGCUGGAUCUGCAGGGCAAAGACGCGGCCGCCAAAAUCGAGAGGCGACGACAGAAGAUAGAGAAGCGCCGCUUGAAGCGACUGGCAGACCUGAACGGCGACCUAGAAAUGGAUUCCAAACGUGACAAGGGGAUCAUGCGGUAUGGCAACGACGCCAAAUCCCCGCUCGAGGACGUCUCCGACGAGGACAUGUCCUUCUCCGAUUCCGACGACGACCCGAUUCCUGAGUCCGCGGGUCAGAUUAAGGUCGCCUUGUUCCGUGUUUUGGCCUCCGGGGAGAUCAAACGCGGGGAAUACUCGCCGCAGUUCGACGCCCAUGACGAUGACGACGAAGGCCAAGGUGGACAGGGCAGUAACGGCGGGGCCGACGCGGACAUUGAUCAUACUACGAGCUUUGCCAAACCCAAGUCGCUGGAUCCAAAAUCGAUCAGCACGCAGACAGUGACGGGAAUUGACCCCUCGGACAAGCCCUAUGCCAUUUUCACCUUCAUGUAUCGAGGCGAACGACAACUACAGAAAAUGAAGAUAAUGAAGGACCCCAAAGCUCAGGAGACACCCGGUUCAACAAAACGCAGGUCUCUCCAGCCGGACUUUGCAAACCUCGGCCCGCUGAAGCCAGGGGGGACAGUCGGUUUCUUGAACUUCCGAGACAGCACCGAGAAUAAAGGCGCAAAGGGCAAGAAAGGCGCUGGCGAUGAUGAGAUGGACAGUGACGAUGAAGACGACGAUUCUAUUCUCGGUAAAGCCGACGACGAAGAAGCCAAGGACCAGGACCGACCGCUGUCCCCUGACGACCUCAGGCGCCAGGGUGAACUUGCCGAAGGGGUUCGUCAGAUUAAGUUGAAACGCCAGCACUCAUCGGCGUCGCUCGGAGUCAAUACCCCGAAGAGCGACGCAGCCAGCCCCCAGCCAGCUGGAGAAACACCAUCCAACGUCUCGACCACGCCCCCAGCGGCUGCGGCAGCCCCAGCCCCGGGUGCGACCCUCGAGGCGCCUAAGCCUACGCCCAACACUUUGGAGGGCGGGUUCGUCGGCAGCCCGUUGAAGAAGCAGCGAGCCAGUGUCUCUCAAGCCGACGAGCACGCGAUGCGCCGACGCAUCGAGUCGGGGCUCUCUCAGCAGGUCAGCGGGGCUCUCGACAGUGCUGGAACCGAAAAUCCGCCUGCCCCCGGCACCGAUGCCAAAGCAUUCGGAGAGAGUCUGCAGCCACCUCCCCCGACGAAGCAGCCGGACGAGGACGAGGAGCUGUGAACGAGCGCCCGUGGAAUCCCCUCUUUUCUGGAAACCCAUAAAACCCCUUCUUUUUGACGAUUUUGACGGACUGGCGUAUUUGGAUCAGUCGACUUCUUAUUUUUCUUUUUUUCUAUGAUUUUUUGGGGAAGGAAUUUACUGGAACUGGCUCCGGUCGAUAUGCAGUGGUCGGCAAGAUCUUUUGGAGGCAUUUACUUAGAGAUUUCCUUCUUUUCGAGCAUUUUAUUCUAUCUAUAUCUCCAGUGUGUCCGGGGUCUCAGCGAGAGAAUUAAUUGGUAUAGAAUCAAUGAAGUUACGCAAGUUGCC